GGCCAAACUCGACCUGCAAGCUCCGGCACGAGGACGACAACAUUCCACCGCCGUCCGCAUCCCACCACCAACACCACGUCGAGCGCGGCGUCCGACCCAUCAAUUGCCCCCCGCACACACACAGCAACAGCCAUGGCCGACGAGUCACCCAAGACGGUGGCGCCCAUCCCGCGCACCACGCGCCCCAUGAGCGAAGCCCUGUUGAACGAAAAGUGGGACCGCUGUCUCUCCUCGAUGAUGAUCCGCUCCGGCCUCGGCCUCGGCUUCGGGGUCGUCUUCUCUGUCCUCCUCUUCAAGCGACGCGCAUGGCCGGCCUUUGUUGGUCUCGGAUUCGGUGCCGGACGGGCCUGGGAAGAGUGUGACAACUCUUUCAAGCGGGCCGCCGCACCUCCAAAGGACGGCCUCCGAGUCGUGAGGCCAUAGGAGCACGACAAGCUGUGGCAUGGUCAGGGCCCUUCUUGCAUGUAAUACCAACUUUGCUCGCGAAACUUCGCUGUACAGUACGGCAGGGUAUAGAUCGUUUUGGACAAUUCACUAUGUACAUUU
Molecule: messenger RNA, 546 nt
Organism: Parastagonospora nodorum SN15
Lineage: Eukaryota; Fungi; Ascomycota; Dothideomycetes; Pleosporales; Phaeosphaeriaceae
Exons: 3
Coding region: 133-423 (96 amino acids)
Cellular component (GO): mitochondrial inner membrane; mitochondrion; MICOS complex
Source: RefSeq, a predicted model, not a curated record